Molecule: messenger RNA, 1163 nt
Organism: Malus domestica (apple)
Lineage: Eukaryota; Viridiplantae; Streptophyta; Magnoliopsida; Rosales; Rosaceae
Source: RefSeq, a predicted model, not a curated record
CUGUUUCCUGCGAGGAUAGAGAGAGUGCGUGAGUAUUUAGUUGCGUUGCAGGUCAGAAGUUGGCACCACAAGUAUUUAGUUGCGUUGCAGGUUAGAAGUUAACUCAAUCACAACUCUCAACGCUUUCUUCGAUCUCUCUCUCUCUCUCUCUCUCUCUCUUGUUUUUCUGUGUCUGUAUAUUCCAUGGCUGCUCAUGAAGAAGGAGAGGUUUGUUUUGAAGAAGGAAUGUUGUGGCUGCCGUCACAAGUUUUGGAUGAAGCAAUAUGUAACACAAAGGCAAAUUCGAGGCUCCAUGCAAAACACCAUCACCACCACCACAAUGAUCAUUUGGUGAAUUCAAAAUCUAGCUCAAUGAGACCACAUCAUGGACCAAAAGUCCAUGUGAAUUGGUCAUCCGGAGGACCUGGAAUGCAAGCCAUUUUCCUGGAUUCUAGCCAAAAAUCAUGUGGCACGGGCGUUUUUCUUCCACAACGAGCAGGCACCCACUUCCACAGAACUAAAAAACCAGCUUGUGCUCCCGUUCUGCUGCCCUCUCGUGUGGUUCAAGCUCUGAACCUCAACGUGCAUGCACUAGGCCUGCAAGUUUCACCUCGACAAGAUUUUAAAGAUCACAAGCGAAAAAGUGAAAACUACUUGGCAGCUCAAAACAAGAAUGAGAAUAAGGAUGUUUCGUCUACUCAAUACUACAUUAUUUCCCAAAGUCCGAAUUCUUCACCAGAGUUGUUUCUUCCAAAGGAAUGGACUUACUAAUGGCGAAUAUGAAGAACGAUUAUCACAAGUAUACAAGAAACUAUGAGCUCGUUUGAUUGUACUUUUUAGAUGACUAAAAACACUUUUAGAGAAAAUAUUUUUGGGUUCUAAAAACACUUUAAGUACUUUCUACAAGAAGCACCAGUUAUGUGCUUCUUUCAUGAAGCACUUUAAGUGUUUUUUCAGAAUUUACUAGUAUUUUUAAUAAUGAUUGUUUUCAAAAAUACUUUCACAAAAAACGUUUUCAGUCAUUUUAAAAGCACAUUCAAAUGAGCUUUGUAUCAUUAUAAUCAUAAAGGCUAAAGCUCUCGUAGUUCUAUGAUUGAUGUGUACGGCUAGCUCUGUUAAAUGAUCGAUCUUCGAUCAUGUAAUGUAAGCUUAAAUAAACAGCUAAAAGCUUCCGUUUUAUACCA